AUGAAAGAAACUAUUAUGAACAAGGAGAAACUUGCCAAACUGCAAGCACGAGUGUGCAUUAGUGGGAAAGGAACUGCUCGCCAAAAGAAGAAGGUGGUUCAUAGAACAGCUACAGCAGAUGAUAAAAAACUUCAGUUCUCUUUAAAGAAGUUAGGGAUAAACAAUAUCUCUGGUAUUGAAGAAGUGAAUAUGUUCACAAACCAAGGAACAGUGAUCCACUUUAGCAACCCCAAAGUUCAGGCAUCGCUGGCAGCGAACACUUUCACCAGUACAGGCCAUGCUGAGACAAAGCAGCUGACAGAAAUGCGACCGAGUAUCUUAAACCAACUUGGUGCAGACAGUCUGACUAGUUUGAGAAGACUGGCUGAAGCUCUGCCCAAACAAUCUGUGGAUGGAAAAGCACCACUUGCUACCAGAGAGGAUGAUGAUGAUGAAGUUCCAGAUCUUGUGGAGAAUUUUGAUGAAGCUUCCAAGAAUGAAUCAAACUGAAUUGAGUCAACUUCUGGAGAAGAUAAAACUUGAAGAAGUUACUGGGAGCUGCUAUUUUAUAUUAUGACUGCUUUUUAAAAUUUUGUUCACGGAUCUGGUAAAAUCUAGAUCUCUAAUAUUUUUAAGCCCAAGCCCCUUGGACACUGCAGCUCUUUUCAGUUUUUGCUUAUACGCAAUUCAUUCUUUGCAGCUAAUUAAGCUGAAGAAGCCUGGGAAUAA
Messenger RNA from Lontra canadensis (Northern American river otter), 708 nucleotides. Its product is annotated as transcription factor BTF3-like. Bases 1 to 489 code for a protein of 162 amino acids. Lineage: Eukaryota; Metazoa; Chordata; Mammalia; Carnivora; Mustelidae. The transcript has a single exon. Gene Ontology annotation, cellular component: cytosol; nascent polypeptide-associated complex. The record is from RefSeq and is a predicted model, not a curated record.